This is a messenger RNA of Sitodiplosis mosellana (orange wheat blossom midge), 2213 nucleotides long. RefSeq lists its product as uncharacterized. The coding region runs from base 134 to 2038 and encodes 634 amino acids. NCBI's taxonomy places the organism in Eukaryota, Metazoa, Arthropoda, Insecta, Diptera, Cecidomyiidae. The record is from RefSeq and is a predicted model, not a curated record. The transcript has 5 exons.
GGUGGGAAUUAUUUACUACGGCACGUUUAUAAAAUUCUACAUGGUUAAAUAUCGUCUUAGUUUUUGUGAAAUUUUCUCUUUUUUUGUAAAUCUCACAUUUCCGUGGCUGUGUAAAACAAAUAACUAAGACAAAAUGGAAAUAAUCCGACGGCGACUAUUGAUAAUCGCUGUCAUUGGGCAACUUAUAAUCGUAGCCGCUGAAAGUGAUGUGAAAAGGCCGAAAACGAUUGCCGAAUUGCAAGCAGAAUAUUUAAUAAGUGAAGAAAAGCUGUGGCAUAAAAUCGACCAAUUGUUAAGCGAUGCGGAACACAUUGAUGAACAAAGGCUAAAUGAAACCAUGUUAGAAGCAGUUAACGUGCACCAAAAUGUUUUCUUUGAAAAUACAUUCGAAAGCAGCAGCUACUGGCGAUCAUAUCUACUGUUUGGCAUUGACAAUUUUCGUGGUUAUUUAUCAAAUGUUAACACAUCUCUGCUAGAACACUAUCGGUAUUUAUACGAUGAAGAUGGGCAAGUGCGUUUCAAACGAUGGAAUGUUUGUAUUGACCCAGGAUCAUUCCAUAACCUAACAGCCAACAGAAAUGGUUUAUUCGAUCUGACGAUCAAUCGGAAAGAUUCCAUUUUACAACACAUUCAAACUGAAGCGAAAUGCUGUAUUCGAUACGUAAACUAUGUUAUAUCGGAAGCUCAAUUAGUACGCGAAUACUAUGCAAAUGUUGGCAAAGCAGUCCUACGGAGCUAUGCCAUGCAUCAGCUGGCUCAUAUGCUGAUGUCAUUGAUAGUGCGAGAAAAUUCGCAUGCCACAGCGAACGCUGAACGGAAGCUAUACCUAGAACGAUAUAACGAGUUCAAGCAUACCAUUGAAGGUAUGCUGACUGCAUCCAGUCUCGAUUUAUGGAAAUGCAAUCCGAACCCAUAUCUGGACAGCCGCACAUACUACACAUCAGUCACGAAUUUUAUGCAAGGCUACAUUGAUAAUGAGAUUAAUUUGAAUGGCGAGCAGCGUUGUGAUGGAACAUGCAGCGAUUUCAAGUUGACCAAAAACCAUUACGAUUGCCAAAAUGGCACGUUGUGUGCACACAGUAAUUUCGCUCAUGCUCGCUGUACGGGUGACAUAUUCGAUUGCAGUGUGAUUGACUCGGAUGGAACUGCUUGUCUUGUGAAGGAUGAGUGGGAAAAUCGACGCUACAAUUAUGUGACAUUUAGAAAUGGCUCAACCAAUGGUCACAAUGUGUUGUGUUUUAAAGCCGAACAAACGGAGCUUGCGACGAGAUCGGAACGGAUAUCAAAUGAAUGCAGUAAUUGCUUCUGCUACUGUGAUGAACCGGGACAAAAAUCAGAUCGUUAUUUCAGUUUGAAAGAUGUGACAUCCGAUAUCGGUGCCAACAAAAUUGUAACGGGUAUCGCGAUAAAAAAAAUCAAUCGUGUCAUCCAACUCACUAUAUCAGAGCGUGAAUUGUUUGCAUUUGGCAAAGUCAAUGACACAUUGAAACGUACGCAAAUCUGGAAGAAUAAUAGCAUGGAAUUUUUGAGUGAUGGCCAAAAUGAUGUCGACUAUUUUACACUGACACGAGAGCAUCGAUCAAUAAAUUUGGACACGAUUUUUUUGCCAUUGAACAAAGUAGUAACCGGAAUAAGAUUUAAAGCUCAGGAUAACAUGUUAAUAAUCGAAAUUCGCGCCACAGACUUCGAUUACGAAACGGGAAUGCUCACAAAUUUGGAACAUAGCACAUGGAUCAAGCAUACGGAUAAUCGAAUCAAUGAGCACAGAGAAGAAAUAACUAUUUUCGAACCGGAUUCGCCUACACGAACGACCAACAUUCAAGAGAGAUUCGAUUCCAAUAAUAAAUUCAUUAGGUUCCGGUCAACCGAUAUAAAAAAAGACUUAUCACAGCUAACUAUUCCGUUUUUUGAAUCUGUGCCACUAGAAGCGAGUGAACCACGUCCAUUGUCCGGCGUUGGACUCUAUUACAAAGGUGAAAAUGGAUUCGGUGGCUAUAUAGCUGUAAAACUUAUUAGCUACGACCGUGGAACAAUUUGACAUCACAGAACCUAUAAGGAAAACGCAAACGUUUGCUUGGAAAGUACGGAAUAUUGCGAUAUGAAUAUUUUUAUUAGACCAUCUAGGUCAUUCGCUUUGCUCAAAUAUAUUAUUAGACUCAACGAAAAAAGUGGAAAAAAUAAAAAAAAAAUACAUGAAAUUUAAACCAGAUAAA